Molecule: messenger RNA, 4012 nt
Organism: Pungitius pungitius (ninespine stickleback)
Lineage: Eukaryota; Metazoa; Chordata; Actinopteri; Perciformes; Gasterosteidae
Gene: ism2b
Product: isthmin 2b
Exons: 6
Coding region: 732-2174 (480 amino acids)
Source: RefSeq, a predicted model, not a curated record
UAAAUUGUUUCCAGAGCUUAAAAAAUGGUAAAACAGGUGUUAGUAUUUCAGAAUAGUGAAAUACUAUUUCAUUAUAAAAUGUGGCAUUCAAAUAAGUGAGUACACGUCCUCUCCAUGUCCUGAUUUGUAUAGGUUCAGUGUAAACUAAACCUUGUAACACACACACACACACACACAUCUGUGAGCAAUAAGCUUCCCACCCCCAUCUCCUUCAGCAUUAACCUUCUGAAUGCGUGCGUAAAAGGCGAUUCUACCAAAACCGGUUGGAUGGGCGGUGCACACAAAUACGCACGCAUCCAUUCGAACCGGUGGAUGAACUUCAGCGGGAUAAUGGAUGAACGCCCCAGAUAGACAGCAAGAGCGCACCGCGUGCGCUGAUCUCCAGACGUCAAUGUAUUGGAAGAAAACACCCACCCACGACGAAGUGACUCACAGUUCGAAGUAGUUGAAUCAGCGCGCGUCGGUGCGGACGGAGAGAUCCCGCGUGCGCUGCCUCGCUCGCCUCGGCUACUUAAAGCUCUGCCGAUCGAGACGCUGGUAGCGGUAUGGAUUGCGUGCGGGCUACCUGUGCGCGCUGGUGCGCGUCCUCAUAGAGAGCGACCCAAGUCGUCCUGAGCCGAAGCUGCUGACCAGCGGGAGAACCGUCCCACAAGAACCGUCCGAGAGAAAGCACCUAGAGGAACCGUCCGAGAGCCCAACGAGUCCUCCCAGUGAGGUCCGCAGCGGAGGACAUGGGUGAAGAGGCCGCCGCGGGAUGUCCCCUGCUGCUCCUCAUGCUGUCGGUACUCCUCGUUAGUCCGGCGAUGGGCUUUCCGACCGGACACAAGAACGGUGUCCACAUGGCUCAUGGCCUCCCGAUUCACAGUGGUGGAGUCCAAUACGUGCCUGAGGAUUCGGAGCAGCAGAACCAAGUCCAAAGUCUCCUGUCUGAGCCCCACAGCCACCAGAGGAGGUGGUCCCACACCCAGCACGGCUCUGUUGGUGUUCUUCCGCACCCGCAGCCUGAGGAGGAGACCAAACCCUUCAUCUUAGACCUCAAGAACUUUCCAGAGCUGGCCAAUGCCGACAUCAACCCAGAGAACCCCAACAUCCAGGUAACCAUCGAGGUGGUGGACGACCCUCAGAUGGAGGCAGAGAUAGAUGUUGCCAAGGAAAAAGACUGGCUACCUUCUUCCUCCUCCUCACCCUCUUCCUUGGUGUAUUGGCUCGGUGGCAGGAAGCUUUUCUGGCCUCUGUUCUGGAGUUACAACGACAGCGAUUCCAGCGAGGACAGCAGCAACCGGUCAGGCGAGGGGGAAACUGGCGAGGGGGAAACUGGCGAGGAAGAGGAAGAGGAAGAGGAGGAUUACUCCCAGGAUUACGGUAGUGAAGAGCUGUUACCCAGCGGAGUGGGCGGAGACUGGGACACGCGCUGGAACGAAGGCUGGGAUCCCAUGCAGAGCUACUAUGAGAAUGAGAUAAAUGAGUGGACUCCAUGGUCUCCCUGUUCAAUGACAUGUGGAAACAGUAAGAGGAAGAGGACUAAGUCCUGUGGCUACUCCUGCACCCGGACAGAAACCUCCAAGUGUGACCUGGAGCCUUGUCCUGGUGAAGUCAACACUGUGGUAGAGCCUUUCCCUUUUGAGAUGGAGAAUGGCACACAGCCAUUUGGUACAGAUGUGGACAGCUGUGAGAAGUGGCUGAACUGUAAGAGCGAGUUCCUCCAGCGGUACCUCCACCAGGUGUUGUCUGAGAUGCCCAGCUGCCCCUGCUCCUACCCGUCUGAAGUGGCGUACACCGUGGUCAGCGUCUACGAUGGGCAUCAUGGCCGACCGUUUCUCUGGCGGGACGCCAGUGGCCCCAAGGAGCGCCUGGAUGUCUACAAGCCGUCGGCGCGGAGCUGCAUCCGCUCGGCGCUCGCCAGCGACUCGUCGACCCUCGCAGCGCAGCAGUGUUGCUAUGGCGACCGCGGUCGGCUGAUCACGCGCGGGAAAAGCGCGGGAACGCCUAACCUGAUCAGCAUUGAGUUCUCCCCUGAGCUGCACUUUAAGGUCGACGUGCUCCCUUGGAUUCUCUGCAAGGGGGACUGGAGUCGCCUCCAUGCUGUGCGCCCACCAAAUAAUGGAUUGAGCUGCCCAGAAAAUCCCCACGAAGACGUGUUCAUGAACGAACUGGAGGAGGCCAGGGAGUACUGAGGGGCCACAGCUAAAGCCACCACCUCACUCAGAGAGUCAAGGGGCCCGAUCCUAAUUUGAGAAGAGACGAUGAAAUGAAAUGGUACACCUGAACCCUGCUGUGCAUCAGGCAUCAACCGAGCGCUGACGGAGAGAAAUGCACAUUGGUGGUUCGGAUAUUUUAGGUAGGGUGAUUAAGUGUGGCUGUCUCAAAUUAGGAUCUGUGUCCUGAUAUCAGGCUCGCAUGAACUGAAUAAUGCGAAUGGAAAAAAUGGGGUGUUCUCCCACCACUUGCUAACCUGUUUCACACCUCUCUCUUUAUAUCCACACUCUCCUGUGUCCGUGUAAGCAUGACGUCUACAUGUUGUCUUUUUGCUGAUGUCCUGGAGCGCUUGCGAUUGACCUUAGCAGCCUAUGGUAAACAUCCAGGUCCUGCUUCUUGUAGGUUUUACAAAAUGUAUGAAUGUGGGCUGCUUAUAUAGAUGAAGGAAACACAUGCAUGGGAAAGGUCCAACAGAACUAAUAUCCCAACAAUGCUGCUACAUGAUCAAAUCCUUCAGGUUUUACAAAGGUAGUGAGGGGAACUAGACAACCGAACAUGGGUAAACCCAAAAGAUACCCCAUGAAUUUCCAGUAAUGUACGUUUCAGUCAUUCAAUUGUAUUACACUGAAAUUGGUGGUAUCGCAACCAGAGAGGUAAGCUAAAUCCAUCUUAAACAUUGUGCUCUCUGCUGAGCGUUAUUAUUAUAUUUUAUUGGCAUUAUUGUUACUCGAACAGCGACAAUUCCAUAGCACAUGUUUUUGUCCCACAGAUUUCAUCCCCCCCCCCCCUUAAGGAACCAUGGAAAAUAUGUGAUCUGGGUGCCAAAGAGUUAAAAAUCAGACAGUGGCAAAUCUCUACGGUGCAAGUCUAAGUAAAAUUCUGUUCAACAUUAAUGGGAUUAAGCUUAUAGAUCUUAACAAUCUUCUCAUGGGGACUAGCUGAACGUGACAAACACAUUUGUUCAUUUACCUCGACAGCUGAGCACUGUUACUGAGCACAGUACAAGUGUUUUGGGAUGAAGAUGAGUGGAAGCGAUGGGCUGUCCAUCUCCUGAUUGUAAUUUAUGAACAGAUAAGUUUAACAAGCAGUUGGAACCCCUAUAACAGAGUGUUAGGGAAAAGGACGCCAUGUCAUCCCAAGAUACCCUAUUUUAUCUUCAACUGUAUUUGAAUAAAAAGGACAAUACUCAAAUCCUAACCCCUGAGAGGUCAUGUAGUUGAGCCCUAACCCCGACUAACAUAGAGUGAGGGUUAAGGAAAUAGGCCGUGCUAAAUGCACCGACCAGUUAUUCAGGAUUUAUGCCUCCAGAUGUUGAAAUCACCAAACGUUAAAAAGGAAGGCACUUUAAUUAAGAAAUGUGUGUGUGUGUGUGUGUGGGGGGAGGGGGGGUGCUGGUGGGUCCAUGACUUAGCACCCCUUAACCCACUACUGGUGUUGGCCAUUUGUUGAUAUUGCUCUUAUAACCAGAAACGCUGCAUUGUUCUGUGAAAGUGUAUAUAUCAAGUGUUCUGUUGAGGAAAGCGUGAUCUUGUUGUGAUCUCUGGAGCUAGUAUUACAUAUCGUGUUGUACAGUAUUUAUUUUUCUGUUCUUUUUUUUUUUUUAAGUUCGCUGAAGCUUUGAAAUGUCUCUAUACUCAACACGGUGCACUAAUCUGACGGAGAAAUGAAGGCACCCACUAUCAAAGGGAAACCACUUGCCACAUAUCACUUGAUUCAGCAACAUAAAGUGUCUUUGCCGUCCUACUUUGUACUGCAGUGCUUUAUGGAUGUGUUGUUUCUAUUAUGCUGAAGAAAUAUAUAAAGACCUUGCAUUCAU